AUGAGGCUGCUGCUAGCCCACCUGGCAGCCCUCUGCCUGGCUCUGACCUGGGCUGGGGGCACGAAGCUCCAGAGAGGUGAGAUGGCUGCGGGUGGCCCGGAGCAGACGGUCCUGCCUGGAGGACAGGGGGUCUUCCUCGGCCCAGGCUUUGGGGACGGGGGGCUCUCCAUCCAGCAGGAAGGCAGAACCCGGAACCACGGCCACAGCGUGUGCAGCACCUGGGGCGAUUUCCACUACAAGACCUUCGAUGGCGACGUCUUCCGCUUCCCCGGGCUGUGCGACUACAACUUCGCCUCCGACUGCCGCGACGCCUACAAGGAGUUCGCCCUGCACCUGAGGCGCGGCCCCAGCAGCAGUGGGGGCCCGUCCCAGGUCGAGCACAUCCUGCUGACCGUCAAGGACGACACCAUCUACCUCACCCGCCAGCUCACUGUGCUGAACGGGGCCAUGGUCAGCACGCCCCACUACAGCCCGGGGCUGCUCAUCCAGAAGACUGACGCCUACACCAAGGUCUACUCCCGCGCUGGACUCGCACUCAUGUGGAAUCGGGAGGAUUCAGUCAUGCUCGAGCUGGACAGUAAGUUCCGGAACCACACGUGCGGCCUCUGCGGGGACUACAACGGCCUGCAAACCUACUCGGAGUUCCUCUCCGAGGGUGUCCCCUUCAGUCCCGUGGAGUUUGGGAACAUGCAGAAGGUGAACAAGCCUGAGGUGGUGUGCGAGGACCCCGAGGACACGGUGGUCCCCGAGUCCUGCUCCGAGCACCGCGCCGAGUGCGAGCAGCUGCUGACGGCCGCAGCCUUCGAGAGCUGCCAGGGCCUGGUGCCCGUGGAGCUGUACGUGCAGGCCUGCGCGCAGGACCGCUGCCGCUGCCCGCAGAACGCCUCCUGCGUCUGCAGCACCAUCGCCGAGUUCUCCCGCCAGUGCUCCCACGCCGGCGGGCGCCCGGAGAACUGGAGGACCGACGCGUUCUGCCCUAAGAGCUGCCCUGGGAACAUGGUCUACCUGGAGAGCGGCUCGCCCUGCAUGGACACCUGCUCACACCUGGAGGUCAGCAACCUGUGUGAAGAGCACCGCAUGGACGGUUGCUUCUGCCCAGAAGGCACUGUGUUUGAUGACAUCGCGGGCGGCGGCUGCAUCCCCGUGAGCCAGUGUGGCUGCAAGCUGCACGGACACCUGUACACGCCUGGCCAGGAGGUCACCAACGCCUGCGAGCAGUGUGUCUGCAACGCUGGCCGCUGGGCGUGCCAGGACCUGCAGUGUCCGGGGACCUGCAGCCUGGAGGGCGGUGCGCACAUCUCCACCUUCGACGGGAGGAAGUACACCUUCCACGGGGACUGCUACUACGUGCUGACCAAGACCCUGAACGACUCCUACGCCCUCCUGGGCGAGCUGGCCCCCUGCGGCUUCACGGACAAGCAGACCUGCCUGAAGACGGUGGCGCUGCUGGCCGACGGCAAGAAGAACGUGGUGGCCUUCAAGUCGGAUGGCAGCGUCCUGCUGAAUGAGCAGAAGGUGAACCUGCCCCAUGUGACGGCGAGCUUCUCCAUAUUUCAACCCUCCUCCUACCACCUCGUCGUGACCACCAGCUUCGGCCUCAAGCUGCAGAUCCAGCUGCUGCCGGUCAUGCAGCUCUUCCUGACGCUGGACCAGGCUGCCCAGGGCCUUGUGCAGGGCCUCUGCGGGAACUUCAAUGGCCUCGAAGGGGACGACUUCAGGACGGCCGGGGGGCUGGUGGAGGCCACGGGCGCCGGCUUCGCCAACACCUGGAAGGCCCAGUCGAGCUGCAGCGACAAACUGGACUGGCUGGACGACCCCUGCGCCCUCAACAUCGAGAGCGCCAACUACGCCGAGCACUGGUGCUCCCUGCUGAAGAAGACCAAGAGCCCGUUCGCGAGGUGCCACUCCACUGUGGACCCAGCCGAGUAUUACAAGAGGUGCAAGUAUGACACGUGCAACUGCCAGAACACGGAGGACUGCAUGUGCGCGGCUCUGUCCUCAUACGCCCGCGCCUGUGCCGCCAAGGGCGUCAUGCUGUGGGGCUGGCGGGAGCAUGUCUGCAACAAGGACCUGGACUCCUGCCCCAAGUCGCAGGUCUUCCUGUACAACCUGACUGCCUGCCAGCAGACCUGCCGCUCGCUGUCCGAGUCCGACACCCACUGCCUGCAGGGCUUCGCGCCCGUGGAUGGCUGCGGCUGCCCUGACCACAUGUAUCUGGACGAGAAGGGCCGCUGCGUGCCCCUGGCCAAGUGCUCCUGCUACCACCGCGGCCUCUACCUGGAGGCGGGGGAUGUGGUCCUGAGGCAGGAGGAGCGAUGCGUCUGCCGGAACGGGAGGCUGAGCUGCAUACAGGUCAAGCUGAUCGGCCAGGCCUGCGAGGCCCCGAAGAUCAGUGUCGACUGCAGCAAUGUGACAGCGCUGUCCACCCGGAGCCCCAGGCCCAUCAGCUGCCAGACGCUGGCCGCCGGCUACGUGCGUUCUGGGGGCACCGCUGAGGCGGGGGGCUCAGGGGGCUCCCGUGCGGAGGCGUGCCCGUGUGUGCACAACAGCGACCUGUACCUGCCCGGGGACAAGAUCAGGGUCGACUGCAACACCUGCACCUGCCAGAAAGGGCGCUGGGCGUGCACCCAGUCUGUGUGCCACGGCACCUGUACCAUCUACGGGAAUGGCCACUACAUCACCUUCGAUGGGAAGUACUAUGACUUCGACGGGCACUGCUCCUAUGUGGCCGUUCAGGACUACUGUGGCCAGAACACCUCCCUGGGUUCCUUCAGUAUCAUCACCGAGAAUGUGCCCUGCGGUACCACGGGGGUCACCUGCUCCAAGGCCAUCAAGAUCUUCAUUGGGAGGACGGUGCUGAAGCUGGAGGACAGACACUGCACGGUGAUCCAGCGUGACGUGGGCCACGACGUGGCCUACACCACACGGGAUGUGGGCCAGUACCUGGUGGUGGAGGCCAGCAUCGGGGUCAUCGUCAUCUGGGACAGGAAGACCACCAUCUUCAUCAAGCUCGACCCCUCAUAUGAGGGCGCGGUGUGUGGCCUGUGCGGGAACUUCGACCAGCGGUCCAAAAACGACUUCACCACGCGGGACAGCAUGGUGGUGGACAGCGAGCUGGACUUCGGGAACAGCUGGAAGGAGGCCUCCACCUGUCCGGACGUGAGGACCACCCCGGACCCUUGCACCGCGAACCUGCACCGCCGCUCCUGGUCGGAGAAGCAGUGCAGCAUCAUCAAAAGCCGGGUUUUCGGGCUCUGCCACAGCAAGGUGGACCCCAUGCCCUUCUACGAAGCCUGCGUCCAAGACUCCUGCUCCUGCGACACCGGCGGGGACUGCGAGUGCUUCUGCUCCGCCGUGGCCUCUUAUGCCCAGGAGUGCACCAAGGAGGGCGCCUGCGUGUUCUGGAGGACCCCCGACCUGUGCCCCAUAUUCUGCGACUACUACAACCCCCCGGGCGAGUGUGAGUGGCACUACGAACCUUGCGGGAAUCGCAGCUUCGAGACCUGUCGGACCGUCAACGGCAUCCACUCCAACAUCUCCGUGUCCUACCUGGAGGGCUGCUACCCCCGGUGCCCUAAGCACAGCCCCAUCUACGAUGAGGAGCUGAAGGCGUGCGUCACGAGGGACAAAUGCGGCUGCUACAUCGGCAACACUCACUAUGUGCCGGGAACACCCGUGCCCACAGGGCAGACCUGCCACUCUUGCGUAUGUACCGACUCCUCAGAAGUGGUCUGCCGGGUUGAUGAAGGGAAGAUCGUCAGCAUCAUACAGAACGGCUCUUUCUGCUACUGGGAGUUCUGCGGCCCCAACGGGACGGUGGAGAAACACUUCAACGUCUGUGUGUCCACCUCAGCACCCUCAACCCCUGCCACGACCACGCCCACCACCACCACCCCUGCCACCACCACCCCCACCAGCACCACUCCGACCCCCAGCACGGCACCACCUUCCUCUUCACCCACUACAGUUUCCUGCUGCUUCUGGUCCGACUGGAUCAACAACGACCAUCCCAGUGACAAUAGUGACGGCGGGGACCGAGAGACGUUCGACGGCGUCUGCGGGGCCCCCCAGAACAUCGAGUGCAGGGCGGCCACGGAGCCCUUCCUCAGCUGGGAGACGCUGGGCCAGAAGGCUCAAUGCAAUGUCUCUGUUGGGUUCAUCUGCAAGAACGAAGACCAGUUUGGAAACGAACUUUUUGGGCUCUGUUACGACUACGAGAUACGGGUCUACUGCUGCCAGAAGAGGGACGAGUGUCCUACCUCGAGCCCAACCACCACCCCGCCGACCACCACCCCGACGACCACCACCCCGCCGACCACCACCCCACUGACCACCACUCCAACCACUAUACCAACUCCCACCCCACAAACCACCACCCCACUGACCACUACUCCACUGACCACCACCCCACCAACCACCACCCCGCUGACCACCACCCCACCAACCACCACCCCAACCACUAUACCAACUCCCACCCCACAAACCACCACCCCACUGACCACUACUCCACCGACCACCACCCCGCUGACCACCACCCCAACCGCUACCCCAACCACCACCCCACAAACCACCCCGCUGACCACCACCCCACAAACUACCACCCCGCCAACCACCACCCCGACCACCACCCCAACCACUACACCAACCUCCACCCCACAAACCACCCCGCUGACCACCACCCCACCGACCACUACUCCACCGACCACUACUCCACCGACCACCACCCCGCUGACCACCACCCCAACCGCUACCCCAACCACCACCCCACAAACCACCCCGCUGACCACCACCCCGCCGACCACCACCCCGCCGACCACCACCCCACCAACCACCACCCCACUGACCACUACUCCACCGACCACCACCCCACCGACCACCACUUCAACCACUAUACCAACUCCCACCCCACAAACCACCACCCCACUGACCACUACUCCACUGACCACCACCCCGCUGACCACCACCCCAACUCCGUGUCUGCCAGACUGCAGGUGGACCGGCUGGCUCGAUUCUGGCAAACCGAACGAUACCGAAGCAGGUGAAGACGUUGAAUCCCUUGAGAACAUCUGCAAGAGGGGCUGGGUAGCCAACAUCUCCUGCAGAGCCGCCGUGUUCCCCGACACUCCCCUCCAAGAGCUUGGACAAACUGUGGUGUGUGACACCUCUGUUGGGCUUGUGUGCAAAAACCAGGACCAGAAGCCGGGCGGAGCCACCCCGACGUCUGCCUGCCUCAACUACGAAAUCGACGUCUACUGCUGUUUUGUUCCACGUAACUGUGUCUCCACACCUUCGACCACCACUAUGAAGACCCCAGGCCCAUCGUCUACCACACUUUCAUCGGAGACUACAAAGACUCCAACCCCUACACCCACAACCACAGAGACCACCGCCCCCACCACCACCACAGAGACGACUGCCCCCACCACAACCACAACCACAGGGACCCCAACACCAACACCCACCACCACUACAACAGAGACUCCAACCCCAACACCCAUCACAGAGACCACCACCCCCACCACAACCACAGAGACCACUGCCCCCACCACCACCACUGGGACCACCGCCCCCACCACCACCACAGGGACCACCACCCCCACCACAACCACAACCACAGGGACACCAACCCCAACACCCACAACCACAGGGACCACCGCCCUCACGACCACCACAGAGACCACUGCCCCCACCACAACCACAACCACAGGGACCACCACCCCCACCACAGCCAUAGAGACCACCCCCUCAACCACAUCCACAACCACAGGGACCACCCCCACCACCACUACCACAACCACAGGGACCCCAACCCCAACACCCACCACCACUCCAACAGAGACUCCAACCCCUACACCCACAGUCACAGAGACCACUGCCCCCAAGACGACCACUGAGACCACCGCCCCCACCACAACCACAGCCACAGAGACCACCCCGCCUCCGUGUCUGCCGGACUGCAGGUGGACUGGCUGGCUGGAUUCUGGCAAACCGAAUGAUACCGAAGCAGGUGAAGACGUUGAAUCCCUUGAGAACAUCUGCAAGAGGGGCUGGGUAGCCAACAUCUCCUGCAGAGCCGCCGUGUUCCCCAACACUCCCCUCCAAGAGCUUGGACAAACUGUGGUAUGUGACACCUCUGUUGGGCUUGUGUGCAAAAACCAGGACCAGAAGCCGGGCGGAGCCACCCCGACGUCUGCCUGCCUCAACUACGAAAUCGACGUCUACUGCUGUUUUGUUCCACGUAACUGUGUCUCCACACCUUCGACCACCACUAUGAAGACCCCAGGCCCAUCGUCUACCACACUUUCAUCGGAGACUACAAGUCCUACCGCUACAGAGACCCCAGCUACAACACUCUCCACAGCUUCAACUGGGACUCCAAUGCCAACCUCUAGCACCACCUCAAGAGAGACAACAACCACCACACCCACAACCACAGGGACCACAAGCCCGCCAUCUACCACCACUACGACAGAGACUCCAACCCCAACACCCACCGCCACAGGGACCACCACCCCCACCACCACCACAGAGACCACAGCCCCCACCACAACCACAACCACAGGGACCCCAACCCCAACCACCACAACCACAGAGACCACCACCCCCACCACAACCACAACCACAGGGACCCCAACCCCAACACCCACCACCACUCCAACAGAGACUCCAACCCCAAUAUCCACCACCACAGGGACCACCACCCCCACCACCACCACAGAGACCACCGCCCCCACCACAACCACAACCACAGGGACCCCAACCCCAACACCCACAACCACAGAGACCACUGCCCCCACCACAACCACAACCACAGAGACCACCGCCCCCACCACAACCACAGGGACCACCACCCCGCCCAUCACCACAGGGACCACAGGCCCCACCACAACCACAACCACAGGGACCCCAAGCUCAACACCUACAACCACAGGGACCCCAAGCCCUCCAUUUACCACGACUACAACAGAGACUCCAACCCCAACACCCACCACCACAGAGACCACCGCCCCCACCACAACCACAGAGACCACCACCCCCACCACAACCACAACCACAGGGACCCCAACCCCAACACCCACAACCACAGAGACCCCAAGCCCAACAUCUACCACCACUAUAACAGAGACUCCAACCCCAACACCCACCACCAAGACUCCAACCCCAACACCCACAACCACAGAGACCACCACCCCCACCACAACCACAACCACAGGGACCCCAACCCCAACACCCACCACCACAGAGACCACCGCCCCCACCACUCCCACGACAGGGACCCCAAGCGCAACACCCACCGGCACACCUCCCACCAGCAGCACAGCCGUGGAGCCCUCCAGCACACCCCUGACCCCGACGCUGACAGUGCCGACGGUCACUCCAGCGGGAGGCACCACCCUUCCAGGCUCGCCGACCCUGGGUCCCACCUCCUCGAAGACCACCCCCACCCCUGGUUCCACGACGAGGCCGCCUUUACUCAGCACAAGCCCUACCUCCAGCCCCACUGCCACGCCUGUGUCAGCCACCUCCACAGGCGCCCCCACACCAACAGGACGCCCGUCGACCCCGCCGGAGACCCCCAGCACCUGGACCUCCAGUGUGUCCACCUCCACUGUGACCCCAGCAACCUCCCUCCUCGUUACCACCAGUGGGGUCACCCCCUCCAGGUUGCUUCCAUGCUGCUUCUUGAAUGGGACCUACUACGCCCCAGGCGAGGUGGUGUACAACGGCACGUAUGGAGACACGUGCUACUACGUGAACUGCUCGCUGGAAUGCACGCUUGAGUUCUUCAACUGGUCGUGCCCAUCCACACCCACCCCAACACCCAGCCCAUCCACACCCACCCCAACACCCAGCCCAUCCGCACCCACCAGCCAAGAAUCCGGGACAUCUACCGCGCCAGUGCCCGGGGUCCCCGGGUGCCCGGACUUGGACCCUCCCAGGCAGGAGAACGAGAGCUGGUGGAUGUGCAACUGCACGAAGGCCACGUGCAAGUACAACAACAUCGUGGAGCUCGUGAAGGUGCCGUGCGAGCCCCCACCCAUGCCCACCUGCACCAACGGCCUUGCGCCCGUGCGCGUCCAGGACCCCGACAAGUGCUGCUGGCACUGGGAGUGCGACUGCUACUGCACUGGCUGGGGGGACCCGCACUACGUCACCUUCGACGGGCUCUACUACAGCUACCAGGGCAACUGCACGUACGUGCUGGUGGAGGAGGUCAGCCCCAGGGUGGACAACUUCGGCAUCUAUGUCGACAACUACCACUGCGACGUCAACGAUGAGGUGUCCUGCCCCCGCACGCUCAUCGUGCACCACGAAACCCAGGAGGUGCUGAUCAAGACCGUGCAGAUGACGCCCAUAAUGGUGCAGGUGCAGGUCAACAGGCAGGCCGUGGCGCUGCCCUACACCAAGUUCGGGCUGCGGGUAUACGAGUCGGGCAUCAACUACAUGGUUGACAUCCCCGAGCUGGGCGCCCUCGUGUCCUACAACGGCCUCUCCUUCUCCAUCCGGCUGCCCUACCGCCUGUUCGGCAACAACACGAAGGGCCAGUGUGGCACGUGCACCAACAGCACCUUGGACGACUGUGUGCUGCCCAGUGGGGAGAGCAUUGACAACUGCGAGGUCGCAGCUGACUCCUGGGUGGUGAAUGACCCCUCCAAGCCACGCUGCCCCCACACCAGCUUCACCACCAGGCGCCCGGCCACCUCGCCCUUGGCGGGCACCAGCAGCUUCCCCACGAAGAGCUGUGCGUCUCCACUCUGUGAGCUCAUCAAGGACAGCUUGUUUGCCCAGUGCCACGCCCUGGCGCCCCCCCAGCACUACUAUGAAGCCUGCCUGUUCGACAGCUGCUAUGUGCCUGGCUCGAACCUGGAGUGCGCCAGCCUGCAGACCUACGCGGCCCUGUGUGCCCAGGAGGGCAUCUGCGUGGACUGGCGGAACCACACGGGCGGGGCCUGCCCGGUGACAUGCCCCGCCCAUCGUGAGUACCGGGCCUGCGGCCCCGUGGAGGAGCCCACCUGUAAGUCCAGCCCCUCCGAGCCGAACAGCACGCGCCUGGUGGAAGGCUGCUUCUGCCCCGAGGGCACCACCAGCUACGCGCCCGGCUUCGACGUCUGCGUGGACCUGUGCGGCUGCGUGGGGCCGGACAACGUGCCCAGAGAGUACGGGGAGCACUUCCAGUUCGACUGCAAGGAUUGCAUCUGCCUGGAGGGCGGGAGCGGCAUCAUCUGCAAGCCCAAGACGUGCCGGCCGGAGCCCCGGCUGGAGUGCGAGGAGGACGGCACCUACCCACUCACGGAGGUGGACCCCGCCAACACCUGCUGCAACCUCACCUCCUGCAAGUGCAACGCCAGCCUGUGCAGGGAGAAGCCCCCUCUGUGCUCACUGGGCUUCCAGGUGAAGAGCGAGAUGGUGCCCGGGAGGUGCUGCCCCCUGUACUCGUGUGUGCCCAAGGGCGUGUGUGUGCUGGAGCAUGCCGAGUACCAGCCUGGCUCUCCAGUCUAUUCAUCCAAGUGCCAGAACUGCGUCUGCACCGACCGCAGGGACAGCGCCACGCAGCUCAACGUCAUCACCUGCACCUACGUGCCCUGCAACACCACCUGCAGCCCGGGCUUUGAGCUGGUGGACGCCCCCGGGGAGUGCUGCAAGAAAUGCGAGCAGACUCACUGCAUCAUCAGCCGGCCUGGCCAGCAGAACCUGGUCCUGAAGGGCUCCAUCACGCUCAUGCCCAACGGCUGCUGCAGGAAGUGCAUCCCUCGAAAUGAGACCAGCGUCCCUGUCCCCUGUGCUGCCGUCCCUGUCACAAGGGAGAUUUCGCACAACGGCUGCAACGCGUCGGUCUCCAUGAAUGACUGCUCUGGGUCCUGCGGGACCUUCGCCAUGUACUCGGCCGAGGCCCAGGCCCUGGACCACAGGUGCUCCUGCUGCAGAGAGCAGCGCGCCAGCCAGCGGGAGGUGAUGCUGCGGUGCCCGGACGGGGGCACGCUCCGCUACACCUACACGCACAUCGACAGCUGCCUGUGCCAGGACACCCUGUGCGAGCUGCCCACCCAGCGCAGGGCCCGGCGCUCCUCGCCCCUUGGGGUGGCCCCCGGGCGGGGGUGA
Molecule: messenger RNA, 10101 nt
Organism: Budorcas taxicolor (takin)
Lineage: Eukaryota; Metazoa; Chordata; Mammalia; Artiodactyla; Bovidae
Gene: MUC2
Product: mucin 2, oligomeric mucus/gel-forming
Exons: 56
Coding region: 1-10101 (3366 amino acids)
Cellular component (GO): extracellular matrix
Molecular function (GO): protein binding
Source: RefSeq, a predicted model, not a curated record